UUCUGGUCAUUUUCUUUGAACUUCAGUUAAGAGUUUCAGACAAGAAUCUCCAAUAUAUAGCUCGACAGAAAUUGCGAAAUAUCACAACUGAGAAAAGCAAUGACAAGCCAACUGAAAUACGUUUCCGAAGAGAUGGAAAUGGAGAAAGAGCAAGGACUGGAAUGGAUCGAAGCUCAAAAGAUCGAAAUUAGUUUGGACCUUGCAGGUGCUGCCAAGAACCAGCUUGAAUUCCUCGCUGCUGUCGAUAGGAACCGUUGGCUCUACGAUGGCCCUACUCUCCAUAGAGCCAUUUACAGGUACAAUGCUUACUGGCUUCCCUUGCUAGCUAAAUGUUAUGAAGAACCCAUUUUGGAAGGGCCUUUGGUUGUUCCUCUUGAUUGUGAAUGGAUUUGGCAUUGCCAUAGGCUAAACCCAGUUCGUUACAAGUCUGACUGUGAAGAACUCUAUGGGAAGAUCCUUGACAAUACUAAUGUUGUGUCUUCCCUUCGAGGCGCAUGUAAACGGAAAACCGAAGAAAUUUGGAACAGACUUUAUCCGAAUGAAGCUUAUGACUUUGAUUUCACCAAAGCCUUGUCUGAAAAUGCCUCUGAAACACUUUCUGGGCUUGAAAAACCCACUGAAUAUGAUCUAGUUUCAGCUGUUAAAAGGCAGAGUCCUUUCUUUUAUCAGGUAUCCAGAGCGCAUAUGAAUAACAAUAUCUUUAUCGAAGAAGCCGUAGCUAGGUAUAAGGGUUUCCUUCAUCUGAUCAAGAGGAAUCGAGAGAAUUCGACAAAGCGCUUUUGCGUUCCAACCUAUGACAUCGACCUUAUCUGGCACACACACCAGUUGCAUCCUGUCUCUUACUGCAAAGAUUUGAAUACAGUACUUGGUAAGAUAUUGGAGCAUGAUGAUACAGACUCAGACAGAACUAAGGGGAAGAAGCUUGAUGUCGGAUUUUCGGGGACUACUAAACAGUGGGAGAAUACAUUCGGCAAAAGAUACUCGAAGUCGGGGGCCAUGUAUAGAGGGAAUUCUCCAUCUCCUCUUGCAGCUAUUCCUUGCAUUCCCGACAUUUUACCUAAGAAAAUAGAUGCAACAAAUGAGUUUCCGAACAUUAUUAAGCUUCCUGAGAUGAGGAUUGUAGAGGUACUUUUGGAGAUUGUUGCAGUUAAGAACUUACCGGACGAAAAGAAGGGGAAUCUCUUUGUCUUGUUAAGUAAAACUCAACCCGAUGUAUUCUGUAAUACUAAGCAGAAACUGACUAUUUUAUCUGAGUCUGGGAAGAAACAGGUUCUUUUAUUUCAGUGUGAACCUACUGGUGAACUGCAUUUCGAACUCGUAUCAAAUUCAGCUUCCACUUUACCAGUAACAAAGACAUCCAAAACUCUAGGCACUGCUUCACUCUCCAUAGAAGAGUUUCUAGAUCCGGUUUCCAAACUUGCUGUGGAGAAAUGGUUGGACUUGGUACCCCCUUCUGGAAAUGGAUCUUCAAAACCGAUUGGCCUACGUGUUGCUGCUUCCUUCACAGUUCCUACAGCAGCACCACAUGUGCUUCACAUGGUUCGAUCCCAUCCUUUUUCGAAAGGUUCUUGUUUUCAGCUCCCACUUACCGGAACUGUCCCAAGUGGCAAGAGCUAUACCCGUGUCAUUGAUGAAACUCAAGCUGAGGUCAUAAGACUCCAAAUGAGGGAGUCCGGGAAGGCAAAGAUGAAAGAGAACAGCAUCUCGAGUAAGCAAGUAAUUGGUAUCACAAAGCAUGGAGAAACUCAUACAGUAGCAGAGUUUCUAGGGACUCAUUGGAAUUUGAUGAAUUCCCAAUGGGUUCUUCACAAUGCAGAAGUCGGUGAAAAUGGUCAUCUCUUUGAUCUCAAAGGCAAUAGGACGGUAAAGGUUUUUUCUGGUAGAAAACUGGAUUACGAACCCAAACAUUGUGAGAAGCGGAAGAACGAAGGUGACUUUAUGACUGCGGUUGAAUUUUCUGUUGAACAUCCAUACGGAAAAGCUGUUGCAUUGCUUAACUUGAAAUCUAGAUGCUUGAAGGCAAAGGAGGGAUGGUUUGUUUUGCCCGGAUUGGUAUCGAUGUUUAUACUUUCUCACAUUUUGAAGAAGGAAGGACGCUUUGGCUUCACUGUUGAUGGCAAAAGUACGAAAGAGAUAGAUGGUGCAACACGAAAGGUAAUUGUUGACAACGACCAGCAUGCCUCCAUGGAAACUGAAGUCCAUUCGGAUGUGACAUUAGAAAAUGCAGUGAUACCUAAAAAAGAUGGUUCAUGCAAUGGGGGCUGUGGAAGUGAGAAAGGCAACACGGUAAGCAGUGGUGGCUGCGGUGGUUGUGGUGCUGGAUGUGGAAACGUGGUGAAGAGUGGUGGUUGUGGUAGUGGCUGCGGCAGUGGAUGUGGGGGUGGUUGUGGUGCUGGAUGUGGAAACAUGGUGAAGAGUGGUGGCUGUGGUGGUGGCUGUGGUGGUGGUUGCGGUAGUGGGUGCGGGGGUGGUUGUGGAAGCAUAGUGAAUAGCGGCAGUUGUGGCUCUGGCUGUGGUGGGUGUGGCGGAGGUUGCGGAAGCAUGGUGAAUAGCAGUGGCUGUGGCUCUGGCUGUGGUGGGUGCGGCGGAGGUUGUGGAAGCAUGGUGAAUAGCAGUGGUUGUGGACUCAAGGAGGAGAGCAGUGGCUGUGGUGGUUGCGGUGGUUGUGGCGGUGGGUGUGGCAACCUUAUAAAUACCUGUGUCGGAACCGGAGGUGUGGUAAAAAGUAAUGGGUGUGAAAAUCCCACAUACAUGGAGGCGGCUAUAAAAGCUUGAUGGUCCAUGGGGAGUUUCACCAUUAUUCAUAAUGAUGGUCCAGUAAAUCAUUGCAUUUAUUGCUGCUUAUUUCCAUUUCCUCCUGGUGAAUAAGUACAGCUAUUAUUAUAUGAAGUUUGUAUAUUUCGCUUGUGUUUCUUUCAGAUUCUGGCUUUGCAUAUCUAUUUUCCUUCAAAAAUAAACUUUCCUGGAAAAAAAGUAUUACAAUACUCUGUAAUACAAUUAUCUAAAAGAUCUUGUUAAUGUCGAAUUUCAGUGAAUUAUCCCA
This is a messenger RNA of Gossypium raimondii (Peruvian cotton), 3043 nucleotides long. Its product is annotated as glycine-rich domain-containing protein 1. The transcript has 9 exons. The record is from RefSeq and is a predicted model, not a curated record. The coding region runs from base 100 to 2775 and encodes 891 amino acids. Lineage: Eukaryota; Viridiplantae; Streptophyta; Magnoliopsida; Malvales; Malvaceae.